Protopolystoma xenopodis is the source of this 585-nucleotide messenger RNA. The record is from the annotation of a GenBank genome assembly. NCBI's taxonomy places the organism in Eukaryota, Metazoa, Platyhelminthes, Monogenea, Polystomatidea, Polystomatidae.
AUGGCCCCGAUUAACGGAGGAAUUGACCGACCUCGACGCAGCACCUCGACACAUCAAUUGGCCAACCAUACGGCAGCCCCAACAUCCGGAGCCUUGUCCUCUCCGUCGGGCUUGGUUGAAAUGCCUCAUUCCCCGAGCUCCGGUGACCUCGUCACUGAGAAACGCCGCUGGCAGAUGCGCUCCGCAGCUACACAUUUCAACCCCGAGAAUGCUUGGUUGGGUUGGGGCCCAGCCUCGUCGACGGACAAGUAUACGUUAGGAAGUCCUCCUCAAACUAGCCGUCUCAGCCAACAACCGCAGCCGAAUCUGCAUCCGCAUCCGCAUCCAAACCCACAUCCUAUCCAGCCUCAGCAUCAGCCUCACCAUGACUUCCACCAUAGCCACUAUCAUCGGCCAGACAACAAGCUCUUAAAGCUCCGUCAGGCUGAGGCUGGCCAACUCGACUGCUCCGUCCCACUCGCAAGUCACACAGCCUCGACUCCGCUGGCACGUGGCAAUGACUUCCCUGUCGAGCUGCAUACGCCCAGGUCUGACCAGGUUGGUACCAACAAGCACAUAUCGGCCACUUUUUUGACUUGUCCAUAG